AUGGCCGUGUCCAUUGGCAAGGCUGCCGGCCUAGGUCACCAAAGCCCGCACGAAGCGGCCCUGACGGCUGCUGCCUCCGUUCACAAGGCAAUGAUCGAGAAGGGCGUGACGGAAGAGGAGGCUGUUGAAUUUGCCUCGUUUUGCUCCGGGCUGGCGGCUUCCGAGGUUGCCGGCUGCCCCACCGACUUGUCUCUUCAGUGUGGAGCCCUGGCCAUCGGCGCAGUGGUCGCCAAGCUGGCAGCCGGUGCCCAAGCCUCCAAGGAAAGCUGCAGGGAUUCGUGCUUAAGGCACAAAGGGGCUGGAAUCACAGCGAUGCAGCAACUAUGGCUGGGCAAUUCCUCAAAAGAUGCAAACACCAUUGCAAGCGACCACUUCGUCGCAAUGACAGCGAUGGCGACACACGAGGCUGCAGAAGCCGUGGCCCUCGCCAACGGCUUUGCGCCCCGGCGUGCAGCAGAGAUUGGCGCUGAAGAGAUCGAGAGCCAGAUGGAACUCCACGGCAAGGCAGUUGGUCUGGCCGACAGCAUGGGCUUCCAUGCGGCAUUCGGCAUUUCUGAGAGAAGCCCCUGCCUGUCAGUGCCCGCCGAGCAGAAGGGGAUGCCGCACUGCCGGCAGCAUCGCCCCGACAGGCUAAUCAAUCGGUACGGCAAUUUGCACAUCCAUGCGAACGUUUGGCGCAUUGCUCGUGUGGGCUCAGAUCCCACGCCAGGAGCAGCACCUGCAGCAGCCGCAGAAGAGGCCACAAAGGAUGUCGAUUGCCGAUUUGACGCUUCCGGCCUUGCCUUCUGCUCGCCGGAUGUCCCAGGCGGUCAGCCGUCUAGCUCACCAGGCAGCAUAGCGACCGCGUCCGUGACGUCAGUGGUGCCCAAUGAACAGUAUCCGGAGACUUCCCGGAUCCUCUCAUAUGGGCAACAUGAUGCGAGGCACAGCGCGAAGAGCCUCUGCGCGGUUGCUGCAGGAGUUCCGCAGGCCGUCGAUGCUCUCGAUGCAGGGCCCCGGUCGGUGAAGUGGACUUAUGGGUCCUUGAUUGUCUUCGCGGGCUUGAGAUACCGGAUUUGGGUUCCUCUUUUCGACCUUGCAGACAUCUUGAGGAGAGGGAAUCGGUUCGUUGCAGUGGUUGGCAGAAUCGACGGCGGCUUCAUGACUUGGAUCACGCAGGCCGCAGACCUUCAGAAGGAAGAUGCGUCUUGUAAGACCGAAAACAAAGCUGCCUGUUUCCUAGAGUUGGCAGAAUGCGAAAUCAAGUCACUGAAAGAUCGCCUCAUGAUGACGCCUCCCUCUCCAGCCCUGAGCGGCCCAGCGAUCCACGCAGCGAUCCUGUUAGCCCACGAGAGGCGGAUCCAGCGCCUCAAGACAGUUCUCCGAGGCCAGCCCUGGAAGAAUUGCUACGGCCAAAGCCGCCGAGCUUCCCCAUCCAGGCGAUGCCACCAGAGGACAAGCGAAGGGGCGCACGAGACCCUCGAGACAGGCCAACUCCGCGACUGCGUGGUGGGCCCGAAAGAGCCGAGAAGGUCCACCCCCCACGUGAGGGGGAGAAAGCUCAGACGUUCCUCCAGGCCUUGGAGAUGGCCAAGGCCCAGAAGCAGAGGGAGGGCGCCAUGGCGAAGCCGCCGAAGCGUGAGGAACGAAGCAGGCCAGCAAACAUUGCUGCAGAGCUUCGUGUUGCUGCGAUUCGCUCCAGUCAGCCUCAGGAGACGAGCCCAUCGAAAAGCCGCAGGAGAGCCUCACUUCUUCCAAGAAAGCGGACCCGUUUGCCCCGGACGUCAACGCGCUCUAUGUUGGAGCAGGGCAGCCGCGGCAGCAAGCGUCACCGCCUGGGUCGGAGGCAGCCUCGCGGGUAGCAUCGAAGGCGAAUAUGUCGCCGAGCCGAGCCGAGCCCUUUCUGAUACUUUUCGUCUCUUCCUUGAGAGCUGUGAAGCCUCCCUGGAGCUGAUUCUUUUCUUCCGAGGUGCGACCUGA
This is a messenger RNA of Symbiodinium necroappetens, 1959 nucleotides long. The record is from the annotation of a GenBank genome assembly. NCBI's taxonomy places the organism in Eukaryota, Dinophyceae, Suessiales, Symbiodiniaceae.